ACAGAGGAAGAGAAAAGGAGGAAGCAGAAACAUGGCGAGCAUCACCACGGAGGCUCCGCGGCUCCUCUGGCUCCUGCUGCUCCUCCUGGCGCCUCCUGGUCCCGGGGUGUCCGGGGACGAGGACCAGGGCCAGGACUCGGACUGUAAGAUGAAGAGCGUGACCGUGUCCGCGCUGCCGUUCCUGCGGGAGAACGACCUGAGCAUCAUGCACAGCCCGUCGGCCUCCGAGCCCAAGCUGCUCUUCUCCGUCAGGAACGACUUCCCGGGGGACGUGGUGGUGGUGGACGACCUGGAGAACACCGAGCUGCCCUUCUUCGUCCUGGAGAUCUCUGGGAACUCGGAGGACAUCCCUCUGGUGCGCUGGAGGCAGCAGUGGCUGGAGAACGGCACUCUGCUCUUCCACAUCCACCACCAGGACGGCAGCCUCAACCUGCCGGAGCCCACCGAGGACCCGGCCAACGACUCGGCCAAGGAGGAGCUCCGCAUCCUGCACAUCUCCGUCAUGGGUGGGAUGAUCGCCCUGCUGCUGUCCAUCCUGUGUCUGGUUCUGAUCCUUUACACUCGUCGCCGCUGGUGUAAGCGCCGCCGCAUCCCUCAGCCCCAGAAGAGCGCCAGCGCCGAGGCGGCCAACGAGAUCCACUACAUCCCGUCGGUGCUGAUGGGGGGCCAGGCCCGAGAGAGCCUCAGGAACUCUCGGGGCCAGGGGCCAAACUCCAGCGGGACCCUCAGCAUCCGGGAGACGCCGAUUUUGGAUGGGUACAAGUAUGAGUACGACAUCACCGACCUGCGUCACCAUCUGCAGCGUGAAUGCAUGAAUGGUGGCGAAGAGUUUGCUAGCCAAGUCACCCGGACGCUGGACUCCCUGCAGGGCUGCAACGACAAGAACAACAUGGACCUGACACCUGUGAGUGACAACACCAAGCUGGCCCUGAUGAACAAAUACAAGGACAACAUCAUCGCCACCAGCCCCAUCGACAGCAACCACCAGCAGAACACGCUGCUGCCUCACAACACGUCCACCAGCCAACGCAAACGCCUCUCCAGCAACACCCGCGCGGGUUCAACUUUCUUGAACCCAGACGGGGAUUCUGGAACGGAGGCAGACAGCGAGCCUCAGCUGGCCUUUUACACCGACCCGAACCGCAGCCGGCGCCGGAGUCGAGGUAUGAGAAACGGUAACGCCAACAGCGCGUGGGGCUCCGGGGCAGGUUCCCCUCGCAGCCCGAUCAAUAAGACCACCCUGACUCUGAUCAGUGUGAUCAGCUGUGUGAUCGGCCUGGUUUACUCCUCACACAUGUCCUGCAGCCUCGCCGUCCGGGUCAUUCUCCACGUACCGGAGCACCUCAUCGCUGACGGCUCCAGGUUCAUCCUGCUGCAGGGCAGCCAGUUGGACGCCUCCGACUGGUUGAACCCGGCCCAGAUCCUGUUGUACUACCAGCAGAACGCCAGCGGGCCCUGGGUCAGCGAGCUGUGUGGACGCCGGCUCCUGGACCCCUGUGAGCACCAGUGUGACCCCGAGACAGGAGAAUGCCUCUGCCUGGACGGCUACAUGAAGGACCCGGUCCACAAGCACCUCUGCAUCCGCAGCGAGUGGGGCCCCAAUCAAGGUCCGUGGCCUUACACCAUCUUCCAGCGCGGGUUUGAUCUUGUGAUGGGAGAACAGCCCUCUGAUCGCAUUUUCAGAUUCACAUACACCUUAGGAGAAGGGAUGUGGCUGCCACUGAGUAAAAGCUUUGUCAUCCCCCCCGCCGAGCUCGCCAUCAACCCCUCCGCCAAGUGUAAGACAGACAUGACGGUCAUGGAGGACGCGGUGGACGUUCGAGAGGAGUUGAUGAUCAGCUCAUCCUUUGACUCUCUGGAGGUUCUCCUGGACUCGUUCGGGCCCGUCAGAGACUGCACCAAAGACAACGGAGGCUGCAGCCGCAACUUCCGCUGCAUAUCUGACCGGAAGCUGGACUCCACCGGAUGUGUGUGUCCUCCAGGGCUGAGUCCCAUGAAGGACGGUACUGGCUGCUACGACCACCACAUCGGCAUCGACUGCUCCGACGGCUUCAACGGAGGCUGUGAGCAGCUGUGUCUGCAGCAGCUGGCUCCUCUGGAGGACGACCCCACGCUCUACAACAUCCAGAUGUUCUGUGGGUGCAUCGAGGACUAUAAGCGUGGUCCAGACGGGCGGUCCUGCCUGCCGCUGUCCGAGGCGUGCACCGAGGGGAUCGACUGCGGCGAGGCGGCGGACAUCCCCGCCAACCAGACGGUGUUCGGAGACCUUUUCUACGGAUACAACAACCACACCAAGGAGAGCACCUCCGGACAGAUCCUGAAGGCCACGUUCAGACAGAAGAACUUUGCCCGAGGCAUGGAGCAGCAGCUCCCAGAUGGCAUGGUGGUGGCGUCGGUGCCAACCGAGGUCCAGUGCCACGAGGAGCUGUCGGACCCCGUCCCCGACCCAGAAUACCUCACAGGCAUGGUGAACUACAGCGAGGUGUCUGGUUAUCCUCUGGUCCAACACUGGAGUCUCCGCUCUGUUCUCUACCACGUCAAACUCAACCAGUGGGUCCUCUCCCAAGCCUUCAGCUCGGCCAUCCACUCUCUGGACGGGGCCACGCAGCGCAGCGACUUCGUGUCCAUCCUGAGGGAGUUUGGGAACCACUACGUCCAGGAGGCGGUCUACGGCUUCCAGGAGUCCUGUUCCAUCUGGUACCCCAACAAGCAGGUCCAGAGGCAGCUGUGGCUGGAGUACCAGGACAUCAGCAAAGGUAACUCCCCUUCGGAGGAGUCGGAGGAGCGAGACAAGGAGCCCCGGACGCUGACCUACCCCGCCUACAUCGCCAGUCUGCUGGACACCGGGGCCAAGCGCAUGGCGGCCGGCGUCCGGAUGGACUGUAACAGCCAAGGCCAGUGCCCUCGCUCCUGCCACCUCUGCCACAUGAGCCCCAGGGUGGUGCAGGGCCGCCAGCAGUCGGAGCCCGUCCUGCUGCAGAUCACCAAGGCUGCUCCCAUCUACGAACUGGUGUCCAACAACGAGACCUACCAGGCUCUCCAGGAGGCCAUGAUGAGCAUGUUGUGGUGUUCAGGGAAGGGUGAUGUCAUCGAUGACUGGUGUCGCUGUGAUUCCAGCGCUUUUGGUUCAGAUGGACUUCCCACCUGCGCCCCCCUCCCCCAGCCCAUGCUGAAACUGUCCUACACCUACGAGCCCAGCAGCUCAUUGGUCAUCAUGGAGUGGAACCACACCGAACCACCAAUCGGCGUGAGGAUCGUUGAUUACCUCAUCAGCCAGGAGAAGGUGACGGAGAGGACCGACCACUCCAAGGUGGAGACAGAAACCCUGUUGAGCUUUGUGGACGACAUCCUGUCGGGGGCCCGGUCCCCCUGUGUGAUGUUAGGGGACAUCCCCAACCUGCUGUCCUCCUCCAUCAGCAUGAUCAUCCGCUGCCUGGAGCCGGACACCACCUACAUGUUCCGGCUGUGGGCCGUAGACAACACUGGGAGGAGGUCCAGUCCCAGUGAGGUCACCAUCAAAACCCCGUGUCCCACUGUGGACGACGUCAAAGCUCAAGAAAUAGCCGAUAAGAUCUACAACCUGUUCAACGGUUACACCAGUGGGAAGGAGCAGCAGACGGCCUACAACACUCUGAUGGAGCUGGGAGCUCCCACGCUGCACCGCGUCCUCUACCACUACAACCAGCGCUACGAGAGCUUCGGAGAGUUCACCUGGAGGUGUGAGGACGAGCUCGGACCCAGGAAGGCCGGCCUCAUCCUCUCCCAGCUGGACGAGCUCUCUCUGUGGUGUAAAGGUCUUCUCCAGGAGCCAAAGAUCGGCCUCCGCCGGAUGUCCCUCAAGUUCCUGUCCUGCCGCUACACCGACACCAAGGCCUUCGGACUCAACUGGUCCAACAUGGGCCAGGACGUCCACCGGGCCUGUGACGAGCAGACGCUCACCGUCAUGUACAACGACUACGGAGAACCCAAAGAGCUGUAGAACCACUGAAGAGCCCAAAGAGCUGUAGAACCACUGGAGCUUUAGUUUGGACGUGUAACAGGAGGAUAGGAAGGCUGUCAAACCCAACAAAGAAACAUAAAAUACAUCUAUGGCAUCAUAAGUAAAUGCAAAACAUGAUUUGAAAUGUCAUCUUCUCUAUUCAGCUUUAAAUUAUUAUUGGUAAAUGGUUUCCAAAAUCUAGUCUUUCUCUCCUAGACAGAGCUGUAACUUCUGGAACGCUGGAGGCAUGUUGGGGUAAAAAAAGUGUUUUCUUGGUUGUUCCUCUAGUAUUUUUUGUGCUGAAUCCAUUUCUGCUGGAUGUCAAGCUGUAAAAGUUACGGUCUCAUUGUAAAGGAGGAUCCAUGGCUUUCAUUGGAGCCCAAAGUUGGAUCUUUCUGACCAACUGGUCCAAAGAAUGAAUGGAGGUGAACUGGCCUGAGCCGCUGA
Molecule: messenger RNA, 4426 nt
Organism: Centropristis striata (black sea bass)
Lineage: Eukaryota; Metazoa; Chordata; Actinopteri; Perciformes; Serranidae
Gene: astn1
Product: astrotactin 1
Exons: 24
Coding region: 32-3979 (1315 amino acids)
Biological process (GO): neuron migration; neuron cell-cell adhesion
Molecular function (GO): protein binding
Source: RefSeq, a predicted model, not a curated record